This is a messenger RNA of Gastrolobium bilobum, 1023 nucleotides long. RefSeq lists its product as uncharacterized. Bases 1 to 1023 code for a protein of 340 amino acids. The transcript has 5 exons. NCBI's taxonomy places the organism in Eukaryota, Viridiplantae, Streptophyta, Magnoliopsida, Fabales, Fabaceae. The record is from RefSeq and is a predicted model, not a curated record. Gene Ontology annotation, molecular function: calcium ion binding.
AUGGAGUUGGUUGGGAACGAGCAAGUAUUCAGCAACUUCGUGGACAAUAAGUUUCAUGAGUUGGAUAGAGACAGAGAUGGGAAGCUCUCAGUAAAGGAGCUCGAGCCUGCUGUUGCUGACAUCGGUGCUGCUCUUGGUUUGCCUGCUCAGGGAACUAGUCCUGAUUCUGAUCAUAUCUAUUAUGAGCAAGAAAAAGUGAGCAAGAUUGAGUUCAAAGAGGUUCUCUCAGACAUUCUAUUGGGCAUGGCUGCUGGACUGAAGCGAGACCCAAUUGUUAUACUCCGCAUGGAUGGGGAAGAUCUCCUUGAGUUUGUUAAUGGUCCAAGUUAUGAAGCAGAAAUGGCAUCCAUGUUCUCUCAGAUUGAGUCUUCGAGUGGAUCACUUCGUGAAUAUGUAAUUGAAGCUUUUGGUAGACUCACUGUUGAUCAUGGAAUUCCUCCUACAUCAGAUUCUUGGGUUUUUAAUAACAUUCUGGACCCGGCUCUGCUGUCUCAAGCUGGUCCUUCUUGGGAUAAGCCUGUUAGUCAAGAUACAUUUUUGGAAGAAUUUAAGAAUGUGGCAUUGAGUGUAGUUGAUUGUCUUAAAGAGAAACCUGUCAUUGUUGCCCACAGUGAAAACACCUUUGAUGGAAGUGGCGUCAAGAGACUUUUAUCCAACAAGUUUGAAUUAGACAAGACGUUGAACUCAGCUUUAGAGAAUCUGCCAAAAGAUCGCAAUGGAAAAAUAUCAAAGGACUGUCUGCGGGUGGCUCUAGAUGUGGUGUCUCCAUCUGCUGGUUUACCCCCAGUUGGUGCAAUUGAAGAGCUGGAUAAGGUUAUUAGUGAAGCCUUUAAGAUGGUGAAUGCAGAUGAUGCAAAGAUGGUUAAAGAAGACGAAUUCAAGAAAAUUUUAACUGAAAUAUUGGGGAGUAUCGUGAUGCAGUUAGAGAUCAAUCCCAUAUCUGUUUCUUCUAAUUCAGUCGUGCAUGAGCCUUUAGGCUCAUCUUCUACACUUUUGCAGCCAUCUACUAGUGAAACAUCAUAA